Molecule: messenger RNA, 1625 nt
Organism: Clunio marinus
Lineage: Eukaryota; Metazoa; Arthropoda; Insecta; Diptera; Chironomidae
Source: the annotation of a GenBank genome assembly
AUGUACGAAUCUGAUUUAUUGCUGCUCAUUUUUUUAAUCUUGCUUUUCGCUUAUCUCAAAAGCUCAUUCCAAAGUUUUAUCAAAUAUCAUCAACUUUUCCGGAAGAUCAAAGGCCCGAAAACCUUGCCACUUGGACUUAUUGCCUACAUUUUUACAGCGAAUUCUGAAGCAGAUCGAUUCCAAAUACUUCAGAACUUAUCUAAAAAAUAUCCAAACUUUUACUCACUUUGGUUUGGCUCGAAAUAUCUCUUCGUAACUGACGACCCAAACAUCGCACAGAAACUUUUAACUUACCCACAAUGUGUCGAGAAAAAUUUCUUCAUGGAGUUGUUCGGCUUUCCCAACGGCUUAAUCUCAUUAAAAUCUGACAGAUGGAAAAGUGAAAGAAAAUUACUAAACUCGUCGUUCAGUUUACCAGUUCUGCAAAGUUACAUUCCAAUCUUCGACAAAAGUAUUCGCUUGGGCGUUAAGGAACUUCAACAAAAGUGUGAUAAAGGAGAGUUUGAUAUUAAGCACGACGUAACAUUUGUCGUUAUGAACGCCGUUUUAAACACAACAUUCGGCAGAGAGAUCUCGAAGGAUGUAAUAGAAAGCAUCAUAAAAAGCACAGAGAAACUAUUGGACAUUGUGUGGAGUAGAAGCAUGAAUCCACUUCUUUAUUACGAUUCCAUCUACUCUUUGACAAGCAUGAAGAAACAAGAGGACAGUCACAGGCGAUUGAUUUUUAAAUUUAUUGACGAGGAAUGGAAUGAACUACAAAAUGGUUCGAAAUCAAUAUUGGAAAGUUCUUUUAUUCAUCAGUUGAUUAAGGUUUCAAAUGAUGGAAGAAUGUAUACGAAGGAAGAAGUCAACGAUCAUGUUGGCACAAUGUUAGUUGCUGCUGGAGAUACAACAAGUACCGCCUUGAACUUCCUUUUUCUUAUGCUUGCCAUGCACGAAAAUAUUCAACAUCGCAUUGUGAAGGAAAUCAACGAGGUAUUCGGCGAACUCGAAGAUCUUAUCGUCGACUAUGAAAAGCUAUCAGAGUUAAAGUAUGUUGAAAUGGUAAUAAAGGAAACUUUAAGGCUAUUUAGCCCCGCAACAGGAAUUUUUCGCGAAGUGAAAGCUGAAGUUGAUUUGGGGAAAAUUGAUUCAGAAAUAGAAAAUCUCCGACUGCCGCAGGGCACUAACUUGAUUAUAAAUGUUUUUGGCUUGCAUCGAAAGAAGGAAAUUUGGGGUGAAAAUGCCGAGGCCUUUAAUCCGGAGAAUUUCCUCGCAGAAAAAAUGAGUGAACGUCAUAAUUACUGUUUUUUGCCAUUUGCCAACGGAUCACGCCUUUGUAUAGGAAAUCGUUAUGCUAUGAUAUUUAUGAAACUAAUUGUCGCCCAUUAUGUAAAGAACUUCCAUUUCUCAACGUCUCUCAAGUAUGAAGAUGUGAAAGUGAAGGCUGGAAUUACUCUUGGCUUAAUUGGUGACUUUUCAGUAGCAGUAACGAAAAGACGGUAGAUAGCAAAGAAUCAAUUAUUUUUCUCAAACACAUCGUAAAAUUAAUGACACUUCUUAUUGAAAUAAGGAAAUAUAAAUUCAGAAUUUAGAUAAGUAAAGAGGAAAUAAAAUAUAAACAAAACAUACCUAAGUGUAUAAAA